GUGGCUUAAGGGCUUUGAGGACGAUCGCCAGGAGACUGAUGUUCACUACAACUCUCUGACUGGGGAGGGUAACUUCAACUGGCGCCUGGUGUUCCCCUUUAACUACCUGCCUGCCGAGAAGGUGGUGGUAGUCAGUAAGAGGGGCAGCAUCUUCUCCCUGGACAAGACAGAGCAGAAGCUGCCGGCCAUGUUGGUGAUGCAGGUCUGGGACUUUGACAGGCUGUCGUCUGAUGAUUUCUUGGGUACAGUAGAGCUGGACUUACAUGGGUUUCCUCGCGGGGCCAAGUCAGCCAAGGCCUGCAAGAUGGACAUGCUGAUGGACAGCGUAGAGACGAUCUCCAUCUUUCAACAGAAGAGGUCCAGGGGCUGGUGGCCCUUUGUCAAGGCCGGGGAACUCACGGGGAAAGUAGAGGCGGAGUUCCACCUGGUGACAUCAGAGGAGGCAGAGAAGAAUCCGGUUGGUCGAGCCCGCAAGGAGCCUGAACCCCUGGAAAAACCCAACCGGCCAGACACGUCAUUCUCGUGGUUUGUGAACCCUUUUAAGUGCUUCUUCCACCUGAUCUGGAGGAACUAUAAGAAGUACAUCAUCAUCGCUCUGGUCCUGCUCAUCACAGCUCUGUUCAUCGCCCUGCUGCUCUACACCCUGCCAGCAGCCAUCUCACAGAAGAUAGUCAAUGGUUAACACACUGCACUACCACAGCUGACUGACUAGCUGACUGACUAGCUGACUGGCUGACUGACUAGCUGACUGACUAGCUGACUGACUGACUGACUAGCUUGCUGGCUGGCUGACUAGCUGGCUGACUGACUAGC
Molecule: messenger RNA, 813 nt
Organism: Oncorhynchus gorbuscha (pink salmon)
Lineage: Eukaryota; Metazoa; Chordata; Actinopteri; Salmoniformes; Salmonidae
Product: fer-1-like protein 6
Exons: 4
Biological process (GO): plasma membrane organization
Source: RefSeq, a predicted model, not a curated record